GGCGGCAGGAUGGAGCCGGAGGUGUCGGUGGAGGACGGGCCCAGCCUGCCCAAGCUGUACCGGCAGCGCGGUCCCUUCAGCCUGCUCAGGACCUUCCCGCGCCGGAGCCCCGCGCCCACCCCGCGCUUCGACCCCGCCCGGCCCUUCCCGGCCGUCGUCUCCUCCGGAGCCUCGGCGAGGGGCGGCCCCGGCCCGGCCGCCACGGCGACCACCGGGGGCACCGGGGGCACGGCCGGCACCGACACCGACGGCGGGCUGGAGCUGAGCGCAGAGAGCCGCAUGAUCCUCGAUGCCUUUGCCCAGCAGUGCAGCCGGGUUCUCAGCCUUCUGAAUUGCGGGGGGAAACUCCUGGAUACCGGUCACUCCCCAGCCACGAUUUCGUGCGUGAAGCAGGAAGGCGUGAGUUUCAGCGAGAGGCGAGACCAGUGCCACAUCGGGAAAGGGGUCUCUGGCCAGACGGUGGACAGCGGAGACCCCGAGGCGCGAUACAGGCAAAGGAAACAGCAGACGUCAGCCUUCCUGCGGGUGUUCACUGACUCCCUGCAGAGCUACCUGCUUUCCGGGAGCUUCCCAUCCCAGAAGCCCUCGUCCAUCAGUGACUCCGGCCCCCUGGCCGACGGAGACCCUCUGUCGGCCUCCCCUUCGCACACGUUCGGCGGCUGGGCGUCCCCGGCCACAUCUGAAUCUCACGGUCACCCGUCGUCCUCGACGCUCCCAGAAGAAGAAGAGGAGGAGGAGGAGGAGGAAGAUGAGGAGGAAGGGUACUGUCCUCGGUGCCAGGAGCUCGAACAGGAGGUCAUCUCCCUCCAGCAGGAAAACGAGGAGCUGCGGAGGAAACUGGAGAGUAUGCCAGUGCCCUGCCAGACGGUUUUAGAUUACUUGAAGACGGUUCUUCAACACCACAACCAGCUAAUGGGGCCCCAGCCAGCAGACCAACCGACAGAGGGGAGCAAGCAGCUGCUGAGCAACUAUCCGGUCUACAUCACCAGCAAGCAGUGGGACGAGGCCGUGAACUCCUCCAAGAAAGACGGGCGGCGGCUCCUGCGCUACCUCAUCCGGUUCGUCUUCAGCACGGAUGAGCUUAAGUACUCAUGCGGCCUCGGGAAAAGGAAAAGGUCAGUGCAGUCGGGAGAGACGGGUCCUGAAAGACGCCCCCUGGAUCCAGUUAAAGUAACAUGUCUCAGAGAAUUCAUCAGGAUGCACUGCACCUCCAACCCGGACUGGUGGAUGCCUUCCGAGGAGCAGAUCAAUAAGGUAUUCAGUGACGCGGUGGGACACGCCCGCCAGGGCCGGGCCGUGGGGACCUUCCUGCACAACGGCCACUCGUACUUCGAGGGGAUGGAGCCCCGGCCCCCCCCCGGACGAUGGCGUCUUCGGUGGCGGCUCCCGCGGUGGCGGCUGUGGGGACUGACCGGAACCGAAGCCGAUCCAUUCGGUCCAGCGGGCGCGGCCGGCCGGUGGCCGGUUGCAGAGCCGGGAGUGGGAGACGCGCCGUUUGCUCGUCGACCGCUGUCAGUUCCCAGGGUCCGGAGCUCUUCACCUCCGUCAUACUUCAGAACGCCGCCCACCCCCGUCGCCUUCUCUUUCUCUUUCCCCUCCCUCCCGCCACGGUCUCCCCCACUGCUGACUUUCUUUCUCCCCCCGCCCUCCCCGCCACGGUCUCUCACCCUAGCAUCCUCGUUCCGACUUGUGGAGGGGAAUUUCUUGGUGCCUAUUUCCAACUUUCCACUAAGUCCUAUACAGAAAACCACAAUGGAUUCUUAGGGCUUGAAUGACAGGGUGGAGAAAUCUGAGAAGUCACGGGAAUCUUUCUGAAAAUCUUUCCCAGCGAGCCAGCCAGUCAGCCCACCAAGCUCGGGGCAGCUUGUGGGAGCGGAGUGGGGGCCGGGGAGAGGAGCUCAGUGAUUUAAUCCUUGGGGACGGCCGGGGGAGAAUCAGGCAGACCCCAGCCACGUCCCCGGUCCCUCCGGUUCAGCUGGUUCCCCGAGCCCAGCCGGCUGUGGGCGGAGGGCCUGGGACGGAGGGCUGUCCGGUUUACUAUGCAACAGCCUCCUCGACAGUCCCCUAAACGAGACCCUCUCUGCACGCCCUCCGCUCUUUCCUGAAGGCGGGCCGCUGGCCGGGGCAGGGAGGGCAGCGAGGCCAGCUCCCUGCCGUGGAUGGGGCAACCGGGAUGUGCCAUCCGAUCCUGGGCACCGUGGGGGAGACUGGCAGGGGUGGUCGGCACCCUCGUUUCCCGGGGCCGGUCACCACGGCACCCUGGAAAGGGGCUGGGGCUGGGGGCUGCGUUUCUGAGCGAGUGGUGCGGGUGGGGAGUCUGACGGUGAUCCCUUUUCGUCACCCCCUGGUCGGUGGGGCCUGCCCGCAGACACCCUGGGGAGUGGGGCCCGCUGUUCUGCCAUCAGUGGCCCAACACAUUAGCCUCAAUUUCCACUGGACUUGUAAAAUGACCAAGUUUUACCCUUCGAAGUGACCGGUGUCUGUGACUGCCAGGGGCACCGCCAAAGGAGUUGGGGACAAGGAGCGCAUCUGGCAGAAGGGGCCCAGCCAAAGGUGGUGGGUUUGACCAAGGAAACCUCUGUUGUGGCCUUUUUCCAGCAAGCAGGUGGGGAAGGCAGGGCGGAGGGGAGGGUCCGCUGCUGACUCUCUCCGGCCUUGCCGGAUGGGGCCCCAGGGCCCCGUUCUUCCUCUCCCAGGUUGCCCCUGCUGCUGGGGGUGGAUCCAGUUGGUACGGCUGGAGCUGAUAAAGCCUUUGGAUUGCAGCUCCAGCGCUCUAGGGGGACUCUGCCUCUUUAUCCCUUGGGCGGCCCGAUGCCUUGUUCAACCAGCCCAUUUCCCACCCCCCUCUGCCACCUGCCUUCCUCGGCGCCUGCUCCCCUCCUCCCCCACAACCUGGCCGAGUUCAGCUCUGGAGCGGGCAAGUGGAAUCCCGCUCCAGAAAUCCCAUUUCCACUGCCUGUUCCAAUGAAUGUCAUGACCAAGUGCCCCAAAGCCCCCCGAUGCCCCCGCCCUCCCCAGCCUCCAGUGUGGUGGAGACAGACUGGAGGCUUGCUGGCAGGGGCACGCCCCUUUCCCUUUCCCCUCCCCAGUAUAAGCUCUCAGACCUUGCACAGUCGAUACCUCUUUUCUUCAUUUUGGGCCUUCUGGUUCCUCACACAUUCAAGCCGUUCCUCGCCCUCGGAGCACCUUGGUGUUUUUGGCAGGAGGCCGGGCGUGUGGUCGCAUCCCACUGAGGGCAGAGUCCCCCGCUGGAUCGCCGUGGGUAGUAGCUCCGAUGGUCCCGUGGUCCCAUUGCUAGCAACUCAGCAGGAAGCAGCCGCGUGGGCUGGAGGGGAGGAUUUACCGCUGUGUGUUUACCAUGCGAGCCGACUCUCGCCGAGACUCCUCCUUGGUGCGCGUCCUACGCUUAGAAGGCUUGCGCUCGAACGGUCCCGUCAACCAUCCCGCGGGUGGAUCGUGAUGGUGUCUUUUUGUAAACUCUGUGGUGGGUGGCUUCUCACAAAUGUUUGUGUGGGUUAGGGAUGGGUGGGGAGGGGGCGAUCAGGGUGGUCAUUUCUUUGGGAGGACCGCGGCUCGUGCGCGGCCCCGAGAUGGGGCCGGGUCCCUCGUCUCCACGAGGAGGAGCGUAAGGGGCAGAGAGCACGGUUGCCCUGGAGAGCUGCGGGGGGCAGAGAACCUGCCCUCGGCUGUUCAAUGCAGGGCGUUUCCUUGGUGAGUCCUCUGCACCUUGUCCAGUGCAGCUGCCCAGGACCUGGGUCUGGGCACCAACUUGGGCCAAGGCGGCCAAACCGAGGAAGGGGUGGAGCCGGCGUGAAGGCUCCAGAGCAAAUGAGGAAUGGUUAAUCCAAGGCACCCGUGUCUGUGUCCCGUCCCGUGUGUCACCCCCCCAACCCGUGCCAGCAUUCCCUUGCCAUGGGCUAGGAGGCCGGCUCACUGGUCUGGGAGUCCAGGGAAGUGGGGCUGUGGUGAUCACCUCCCCUGGAAGUCCCCACCCCUUGUGUCCUCAUAGGUAGUCCCUGUCGGGCCCAGGAAAGGAGGGAAAGCUGCUACCAGUCACUGUGAGAAAGGGCCUGGGCACCCGCCCAGCCCCCCUCAGCAUUUUCCCACCUUUGCGGGUGGGAGCCCCGGGGCUCUGUGGCAGAAGGGGCCGGGCCGAGGCGGUGGCCCGGAAGCCACCCCCACCCCACCUCCCACACUCCUCCCCUCCAGCACUCGAUGUAGCCAGUGCCCACCUGUGCCCUUGCCUGGGUUCCACUGUGACAACCCCUUGAAGCCCUUGUUUCUGUCGCUUCGGGGCGGGGGCCGCCGAAUCGUUUCUGUGGCUUGUGCUGUGCGCGUGGGUGGGCAGGUCCGCGGCUGAACCGGGCCCGUGUCUAGACUAGUCGUCUUUGGUGACCAGUUCCUAGGAAGUGAGAGUUGUUUUCUAGAUGUCAGGUGCAUUCCUUCUAGAAACUAAAGGGUGUUUUCACGGUUUUUUAAAGCGGCAGUAUUUUUAAUUCUCAGAGACCUUUGUUACUAGAGCUGGCUAUUUCAGGUGUCUUAGCCCUAAUUUGAGCAUUGGUUUUAUGACUCCACAUACCUCUAGACUGCCAUGUGUUCUGUUGCCAAAAAUGCCCAAUAAACGUCACGUCUGGUUUGUGUGUUCUCA
Molecule: messenger RNA, 4648 nt
Organism: Ornithorhynchus anatinus (platypus)
Lineage: Eukaryota; Metazoa; Chordata; Mammalia; Monotremata; Ornithorhynchidae
Gene: BEND4
Product: BEN domain containing 4
Exons: 6
Coding region: 10-1764 (584 amino acids)
Molecular function (GO): DNA binding
Source: RefSeq, a predicted model, not a curated record